Molecule: messenger RNA, 1596 nt
Organism: Symbiodinium necroappetens
Lineage: Eukaryota; Dinophyceae; Suessiales; Symbiodiniaceae
Source: the annotation of a GenBank genome assembly
AUGCCCGUUUUACGAGAGCUCCAGGUGCUGCAUUCUGGUGGUUUUUUGCCCAAGAUUUUUUUGGCUGCCGACGCCACGUUUGACAUCGAGAUUGACAGCUGGAAAUACACGUGCUUGACAUGCGCAGUUCACCGACGAUUGUCUGGCCGAUGGCGCAAGUCGGGCUUGCCAGUCGCUCUGUGUCGCCACCCAAAAGAAAGGCCGGAAACAUACAGAUUGUCUCUGGAAGCAGUCCAUGCUGAGAUGCAGAAGCUCGGACUUCCGCCGGCUAGCCAGUGGCACACCGACUGGGCUCCAGGCCUCGGUGCAGCUGGCAGGUCGGUGCUGCCAAGCAUCGUGCAUGUUCCUGGUAUGGAACAUAUGAUACGCAAUUUGAACAAGAAGUCACUCAAGACUGAAAAUGGCAUAAGGCAAGCGGUGCCACGGUUGACCGCCAGACCCCUCAGCGUGGUGUCCAAAUACCUUUAUGUCAUAGCAGGACUGCCUACCUUGUCUUUGCACGUCGUCGCCCUCCAAGUCUUUUUGGAACGGGUUCGUGUUGGCUGGCAAGAAGCGACCUGGGAACAGUAUUUCAGAAAGCAAUAUACUUACGUGGCGCGAUUCGUCAAAGCCGACUACGGUCUGGAGCAAGCUACUGUUGGCCGAUGGUGGUUUGGAAUGUCAAGCCCUCUGUGCCACGGGCAUUGCAGCUCGCAACAGCAGGCUGAACAAUCGCACAAGCACCUCAAGCGGAGCUUGUGCGAUGCUAAAGAUCGUACCGUGAAGGAGGUGCUUUCGACCUUGGUCGAAGCUGUGGACCUCUGGACAGACAGGUCCGAUGAAGAAAACAGCUUCCAUCUCUUCACGUCUCCGGGCAACACAGCUUCUUUUCCCACAUGCCCAGAUGACUGGAUGGUGGACAGGAUGCCUAAGAUGUUCCGGGUUCGUGCAGCUGGGCUGGGCGUCAAAAUGCUUCCAUGCAUCCAAAGGCUCGUGGAGGAUGCGAAACGCAUGCCAUGCAUCGCUGAGCGACACAAGGGCCGCACACGUGCUUUCUUUAUGAAGACUGGCACUCCGGCAGCUUUGCCCGACGCCACCGUGGAGCGGUGUUGGCAGCAAUUGCAGACAAAAAACCUUCAGGAGCUGCACGCUUUGCUGACGCAGCAUGGUCUGGUCAAAGAAAUGGCGGAUGGCAACAAGAAGAUGGUCUACGAGGCAUUCUGUGAGAGCUGGGUGGAGCACUGCUGUGUUAUUCACGAGCAGCACAGGUCCAGGUCCACCCAGGUCGGCGAUGUCCAAUGUUCCUGUUGGCAUUAUCGCCGAAGGGGACACUGCCCUCAUGCUUACUUCGUCCUGCAGAGUCGCUUGGGUUUUAAGUCCUGGGUCCCGGAAGUGCUGCCCUCUGCGAAAGCUGCUCCUGAUGCUUUGGACAUGCAGUCUGGUGGCUCCAGCGUGGAAGCUUCGAAGCCUGGCAGGAGUCGCAAGCGCAAGCGGCCAGAUUAUAGACCUGUGCCGUUGCCGUGUCCUGAUGUCGCAGUCGGCGAGGCUGCCCGACCUGUGACGAAGCCUCGCAUAUUGCAGCCGCAGCGAGCUGCAAAGACAAGGUUUUCCCGCUAG